CUUCUUGUUGGAAUUUUUCUAAUAAAUAAACAUAAUGCAUCUCAGAUCUGUAAUUUGGGAAAGGUUCAUCUAUACAACACUUCGAUAUCAUCAGAAUAUGAAUAUAGUAAGAUAGAAGGGACUCCAAGGCUCUCAGCAGAGAAAGCAUUGGAUGGGAAAUAUCACAAUCACUCACACGGAUGUGCCGGGUCAAACGUCAUGAAAGCCUUUGGUGAGGCUUGGUGGCAAGUGACCUUCAAGUCGGCUUCCAAGAUCUUUAAAAUAAACUUGGUCUUCAGGGAGCAGUAUACCCGACAUGCUGGCUACUAUGUGUUCAUCACAAAUCGGACAGUGACAUAUAGUGAACUGACCUCUUUUGACCCCGUUUACCACGACGAAGAACCUAGCCCAAGCCAACAAAUGACAAUCAUUUUUCCUGAGGGUCACGCUGGUGUACAGGUGUUUCUUUAUGUCAACAAAUCAAAUCCAUCAACGGAAAACUAUGCUGUGAUUGAGCCGUGUGAGGUGGAAAUAUAUGGAUGUGUUGAUGAACUUAAUCAUGAAUGCGCUUGCUCAAGCGCAAUUGCUGGAGAGAAACUGAGUAAAACUUUGUUGUUUUUUUGUUGUUAA
Messenger RNA from Saccostrea echinata, 609 nucleotides. RefSeq lists its product as uncharacterized. Bases 199 to 609 code for a protein of 136 amino acids. The transcript has 4 exons. The record is from RefSeq and is a predicted model, not a curated record. NCBI's taxonomy places the organism in Eukaryota, Metazoa, Mollusca, Bivalvia, Ostreida, Ostreidae.